This is a messenger RNA of Alnus glutinosa, 1465 nucleotides long. RefSeq names its product CASP-like protein 4D1. The coding region runs from base 241 to 750 and encodes 169 amino acids. The record is from RefSeq and is a predicted model, not a curated record. NCBI's taxonomy places the organism in Eukaryota, Viridiplantae, Streptophyta, Magnoliopsida, Fagales, Betulaceae. The transcript is spliced from 3 exons.
CGCAAAGCAAGGUUGUUUCCAAAUCAUGACCUUGGAAAGACAGAAUUAUUUUUAACGUAAAUGUGUAUCGAGGGUAGGCUUUAUGUAUGAAAACUUGUCUUUUUAGGGAGGCCUGUCCAGUUUGAUUGUCCCAAGACUCCCAACCUUACGGCAUAAUCGAUCUUUGGCUGGAAUAUAAAUACAGAUGGAUUGUCGCAACUAUACGGCAUAGAUGUUUCAGGCUUUAUAAACGUGUUGAAGAUGGCGUUAUCGGCUUCGCCUGCUAAGGUCACUCUUUCACUGAGGGGCCUUUCAAUGGUUUUCCUACUUGCAUCGAUCACACUCCUUUUUAUCAGUGACAACUCGGUCCCUGAAUAUAACGGCGUCCGCUUCCUCGGCUACAAGGAUUUCUCUAGCUACAAAUACAUGCUUGGUGCUGCUGUAAUUGGCAUGGGAUAUAACCUCUUGCAAAUAAUUUCAUUUGCAAUCUUCCGGAUCUUGAUGAAGAAGGAUAGCGACGUAUACUGCCUAAUUGAAUUUUAUGGUGACAAGGCUGUAUCAUUCCUUUUAGCCACAGGGUCAGCUGCAGGAUUUGGCGCUACCAAAGAGUUGAAGAAAGAAAAAUGGACAACAGUUAAUCAGGACAAAGUUAUUAAUCUGGACGGUUUUUUCAAUAUGAUAUAUGCAUCAGCUACCCUCCUCUUCCUCGCAUUCUUGUGCACUGCAAUAAUGUCAAUAUUGUCUUCCUAUGCGCUUCCAAAGAAAGUUUAGCUCUAGCCGCCACCCCUCUCAAAACCUCUCUUCUCUCUCUUGGUAUCCUUCUUCUUCGUGCAACCGGUGUGGGAGGAGGGAAGGAUCUCUUCUCUUCCCUCCUCUCUUCUCUCAUUUCCUUUAUGUUUUUUCCUGUUUUCUUUGCUUUGGUUUACCUCCUAUCCCUUUUAGGGAGUUCUGUUUCCCAGGACUAAAUCCGGUGGUGGUUGAUGUUCUCCUAGUCCUUUCAGGGCUAUGGAGGUUGUUUUUUUAGUUUUUGCUUGUGCUUUUUUCUAUUGGUUUUCCUGGCAGAAGGCUAUACGAGACGUCUGUGUUGGGGAGCGGCCUUUCUGGUGUCUCCGGCGAGUUUUUCUGGCUGUGCUUUUUUGAUGUCUUUUUUAGAGCCAGAUCGGUAUUAUUCAACUGGGUCUUUCAUGACAUGCGCCUCUCUAUGGUGGAGAUCAACCACCGAUCUCCAACGAUUGAUCUCCACCAUAGAGAUUCCCGGUGAAGGCGCGUGUUUACACGCACUGGUUCCGGUGACAGCUUUUUCCCAACGCCGAUUUCGUUUGAUUUCUGUUUGGAUUUUUUAUUAAUUUAUUUUUCUGUUCACAGUCUGCCUUUAUAAAGCUCAAUUGUUACUCGACUAUAUAUUUGUUGGCAUAGUAGCUAGAUUAGCCAUUUUUUUCUUUGUUUAGAUUGUGCUUAAAUGUAAAGAGUGGCUCAAACGUUGUUC